AUGUCUGCUAUCGAGGAAAGCCCUAAAGACAACAGCAAGGUCAACGUCACCUUUGAGGAAAAGGUUGGACAUGUGCGGUAUGCGUUUGAAGAUCCCACUCCGCACAGCACUAUUUUUACUCGUGUUAUUGGCAUCGUUGGCGCAAUAGCUGCCUUUCUCUCUGCUGUGUUCGCCCUGGUCUCCUCUAUUACUGAGUUUUCCUUCAUACCUCUGUUGAUGAUGCUCAUUGAGAUCUUCCCGGGAUCAACAUAUGCUAAGAAUGUGAUCGGAGACACUACGUUUUUGGGCCACCUCUUCGGCCGAGGUUGGUUCUAUCUUGUCCUUGGUACUUUCUACGUGUGCAGUGGCCAUAUCGUAUGUACAAUCACCGGUGUAUAUCUGUUGGUUGUCGGUGUGAUCUUCGUAACACUGGGUGCGAUUCGCCAUAGUGAGGAAGGCUGGUCAGCUGAGGAAGAGCUUGAGGUCAAGUCUGAGGUUUAG
Perkinsus marinus ATCC 50983 is the source of this 480-nucleotide messenger RNA. RefSeq lists its product as hypothetical. The record is from RefSeq and is a predicted model, not a curated record. The transcript has 3 exons. The coding region runs from base 1 to 480 and encodes 159 amino acids. NCBI's taxonomy places the organism in Eukaryota, Perkinsozoa, Perkinsida, Perkinsidae.